ACCGCGUGAUCGUGGAGAAGCCGUUCGGGCGGGACCUGCGCUCGUCGGAGGAGCUGUCGGAGCACCUGAGCUCCCUGUUCCGUGAGGAGCAGAUGUACAGGAUGGACAACUACCUGGGCAAGGAGAUGGUGCAGAGCCUCAUGGUGCUACGGUUCGGUAACCGGAUCUUCGGGCCGAUCUGGAACCGCGACAACGUGGCCUGCGUGGUGCUCACCUUCAAGGAGCCCUUCGGCACCGAGGGCCGCGGGGGGUACUUCGACGACUUCGGCAUCAUCCGGGACGUGAUGCAGAACCACCUGCUGCAGCUGCUGUGCCUGGUGGCCAUGGAGAAGCCGGCGUCCACACACCCCGACGACGUGCGCGACGAGAAGGUGAAGGUUCUCAAGAGCAUCGGGGCGGUGCAGCUGCAGGACGUGGUGCUGGGUCAGUACGUGGGGAACCCCCAGGGCCCCCCCGAGGCACAGAAGGGGUACCUGGAGGACCCCACGGUGCCCCCCGGAUCCACCACCCCCACCUUCGCCACCGCCGUGCUGCGCGUGGCCAACGAGAGAUGGGACGGUGUCCCCUUUGUCCUUCGCUGUGGGAAGGCCCUGAACGAGCGCAAGGCCGAGGUGCGGCUGCAGUUCCGGGAGGUGCCCGGGGACAUUUUCGGGCGGCAGUGCAAGCGCAACGAGCUGGUGGUGCGGGUGCAGCCCCGCGAGGCCGUCUACGCCAAGCUCAACACCAAGAAACCCGGCAUGUUCCUCAGGCCUGAGGAGUCUGAGCUCGACCUCACCUACGGCAGCAGAUACAAGGACGUGAAGCUCCCCGACGCGUGGCGGCUGCUCCUCGACGUCAUCUGCAGGAACCAAAUGCACUUCGUCAGGAGUGACGAGCUGCGCGAGGCCUGGAGGAUUUUCACGCCCCUCCUGCACGAGAUCGAGGAGAGGAAAGAGCCCCCCAUCCCCUAUCCCUAUGGCAG
Molecule: messenger RNA, 961 nt
Organism: Myiozetetes cayanensis
Lineage: Eukaryota; Metazoa; Chordata; Aves; Passeriformes; Tyrannidae
Product: glucose-6-phosphate 1-dehydrogenase-like
Biological process (GO): glucose metabolic process; pentose-phosphate shunt, oxidative branch
Cellular component (GO): cytosol
Molecular function (GO): glucose-6-phosphate dehydrogenase activity; NADP binding
Source: RefSeq, a predicted model, not a curated record